Messenger RNA from Durusdinium trenchii, 2041 nucleotides. Lineage: Eukaryota; Dinophyceae; Suessiales; Symbiodiniaceae. The record is from the annotation of a GenBank genome assembly.
GGUCAACCAACCAAAAAACGUUUUUUGCAUCACACCUGGCCAAUGGACUCAUGGAUCAAAGCUGCAAGGGAACAAGCUGCCAAGCUUGGAGAGGACAUCCGGAAGCAGGCCAUUCUGCUCGCAGAUGAUGCGGGCGCGAGAGAUCUGAACUUUCGAGAGGGGCCGUUGGGCUUUGAGCUCAAUGGGGUCUAUGUGGCAGCGGUUGACCCCGAUGGCCAAGCUCAUCAGCUGGGGGUGCAACCAGGAGACAAGCUUGUAUCCAUUGCAGGCUAUGUAAUCCCGGAGAAUCCGAAGGAGGAAUCUGUGAAGAAGUGGCUUGAUGAGAUGGUUCGCCCAGCCAACUUGAUGUUUUUCUCUGAAGCACCAAGAGCUGAUUCAUCAAUGUCAACUGCAGUGAUCUUUCCAAAGGAGUCUGACACUGCGGAAUCUGGACUGGCACCCUUUGAUGAAGAUGGUUGGCAAGACGAUUUUGCUUUGCCAUCUGACAUCAUUGAGGACAAGGACACCACGUCCUUGCCAUCACAAGACCUGCCAGAGUCAUUGAUGGGAGAAGCAAGACUUCGUGCAGAGCUUUUUGCUGCAAGGGAAGAGGCGCGCUCGCUGGAAAGAGAGCUUGAGGAUUGCAAGGCUGAAUGUCAAAAACUUCGGGCUGAGAAGGCACGAGGCAGCUUGACUCAAGCGCCGGAGCAACGCCUCGAGCGACUCAACGAACAGUUGAAUGCUGCGUGCAAAGAAGGGGAGGAGGCCCGCAAACGAUGCCGGCAGCUACAGGCCCAGCUGGACAGCAUGUCAGUUCAGUGCGAAGAGCUCCGAAAGGAGUCCGCACAGAAUGAGGAGCGGGCGAUGCAGGCGAUGCAAGUCAGAGAACAAGUCCUGGAAGAUGAGGUGGAAAGACUCAGGAGCACCGUCCACCAGCUAAAGACAGAGCAGCAAAACAGUGUGCGGAACGUCGAAGUGGAGCUGCGUGACGGUCAGGACAAAAUAGAGGAGCUGGAGAAGCAGCUUGCGCAAUCGGCACGAGAAAGGAGUGAGAUGGAAGGCUUGAUCCAGGAUGCAGUGGCACGAGGGAUGAUCGCAGAAAAUCAGGCAGAAGCUGCAAGACAAGAGAUUAGCAAACUGGAGGCUUGUCAUACAGCAGAGGUGUCCAGCUUGGAAGCCCGCUAUGACCGCCAAGUCGGCGAGCUGCAACGCCGCAUUGAUGAGUUGGAGACCGAAAAGGCCAAUCGAGAACCUCUUCCAAGCCCACAGAAGCCAGCGGAGAAUCCGACAGAGGAAGACAAGGACGACGAGCUUCACACGGAGGGAGUGUCCAUCGGAUUGGCCGGAAGCUUCGACACGGUGGAGGACGUCGGGGAACUCAAGGCUCGCAUCCACUUCCUGGAGACUCAGUGCAGCACGCUGCAGAAGAAGCUCCACGCGCGUCCCUUGGUCUACAAGUCUCCUCGCCGUCCCACGGUGAAGCGUGCCACUGGCGUGCUGGGUGUGCUGCGGGAAAUCCUGGAAGAGCUGCUGCGAAACUUUACCGAACGUUUGCUGAAGCACGAUGCCUUCCUUUGGGUCGCGCGCUCGGAACACGAGGCCCUCGGACAGAGGCCAAUUGAGCUGUAGAUGACUGCGAAACCGCGAAACCUGGAGUCAGGAAGAGAUCAUGACUGCGAAACCUGAAGUGUCAUAGUAUGUCAUAGUCAUACACAACUGAACUACUCUGACUAUUGAACCAAACUGCUACCCUCACGAUCGUUUCGUGGAGUUGCAGGUCUUCUAUGGCCACCUGUGUGUCUUGUAUGUGAUCGCUGCCAGUUGCUAUGCUCAAACGGGCGUCAGCUCCACGACGGUGGACGUGAACCUGCAUGCGCAAGCCCUUCGAGGAGGCUGAGAGCUCGGUCACGGAGAGGCUGAGAGGCCAUUGAAAUCGCCUGAACCUUUCCGCGGUCGCACAGAUGUGCCGAGCACCACUUAGAGUCCGAGCACAAAGUGGCUUCGGCACGAGUGAGCAACGCUGAAAAUGGGACUGCCAGGCCUCCAGCAGCUAAACUAAACA